AUGCUGCGCGCGAGGCGCGCGGAGACGGAUGAUUGCGGUCGAACGCGACAGGAGGAUACGCGAGUGGAUGGAGGUUUGGCGGCGUACGCGCGCGCGGUGGAGGAAACGAUGGAGGCGUACGACGUGCGACACGCGCACGUGGACGCGCGCGCGAGGAUCGCGCUGCGGCACAGCGCGACGCUGGAAUCGACGAUACGGAAGCAAGAGGAGUCGUGGGUGGCGCUCGAGCGCGAACUCGCGGAAGUUUCGGGGAUGACGGCGAAGGUUUGGGAACAGAGCGAGUCGCUCAACCGAACGGUGGAGCUGCUGUCCGAGGUGGAGGAGAUGUUACUCGAAGCGGAGAUCGGAGCCGAGUUGGAUGCGUUGUAUAAACGACGAGACGAUGCAGAGGCGAAGGAUGCGGAGGCAGAGGCGGCGUUCCAGGAGGAAGUCGCACACGUGCUUCAGUUGCACGACAUGUUGGUGAACGACGCGAUGACGAACCAAGUGAGUUCGAGGACGACGGAGGAAAUCGCAGCCGAGCAAGAACUUAAGAAGAAACUCGCGAGUUUGGCGAAGAAGAAGAGUAAGGACGUCUCGGUUCUCUCGAAGGAUGAGUCCCUGAAGGACAUCGCUUCGUCGCUCGACGUCGCGUCGACCAUGUCCUCAAAGAUGACGAGCGAUUUGGACGAUUUCUUCAACGCGGACGCUGAUGGCGACGAACGUGACGCGUCGAGCGGAAAAAUGUACACGCUUUACGGUGUUCGCGCGCGUGCGGACCAGACGAAGGGGGCAAUUCUCAACCAGCCGCACGAAAUCAAGUCGGAAAAGUCCAUGGACGUCGGCGAAGCAGAACGCAUCGCACUGGCGAGAAAAGAGGCGCUCGGGAUCGCGGACGAAGACAUGCACGGGGUGAACUUGCGCCCGCCACCGCCUAAAGGUGGCGCGCAAGAUGGACCUUUGGAAGAAGCGCAAAGCCCGCGACGAAUCGUGAUCGAGGCGAAGAGCGUGAGCCAUCAAGUGAGCGAUACGCUGAAGAAUUUCAGCAUGGGCGGUAUUUGGGAAAGCGCGUCAGCUUCGACGGCGGCGGCGGCAGAACGCGCAUCUGCAGCCACGGCGGCAGCGACGGCCGCGGCGACAGCGGCGGCGGCAGCGGGCAAAGACGCGGUGCGAGCGUUACAAGAGCGCACGACGCGCAAGCCCGCCGUCGAAGCCGACGCGCCGACUUAUUAUAAAAAGGACGCGGGAACGUCAACUUAG
Messenger RNA from Ostreococcus lucimarinus CCE9901, 1239 nucleotides. RefSeq lists its product with no specific name. NCBI's taxonomy places the organism in Eukaryota, Viridiplantae, Chlorophyta, Mamiellophyceae, Mamiellales, Bathycoccaceae. Bases 1 to 1239 code for a protein of 412 amino acids. The transcript has 2 exons. The record is from RefSeq and is a predicted model, not a curated record.